Mercenaria mercenaria is the source of this 2418-nucleotide messenger RNA. RefSeq names its product trichohyalin-like. The record is from RefSeq and is a predicted model, not a curated record. NCBI's taxonomy places the organism in Eukaryota, Metazoa, Mollusca, Bivalvia, Venerida, Veneridae. The coding region runs from base 76 to 1062 and encodes 328 amino acids. The transcript has 8 exons.
CGAAACACCGUUUUGUUUACCUUCGAAACUGAAAGUAGGAAUUUUCGGAAAAAGAAAACCAAAUUAAGUUCAGUAAUGAGCAAAACAUUCACAUCUAGACCUGGAUUGACUAAUUCUCGAGGUAGAGGUAGGGGCAGCCAGACAAGACAAGUAGAAGCAGUUAAUGCCAACAGAUUAGAACAAACGAAUCGAGGAACAGAGGCAAGAGCUGGAGCAAGACCACGGGUGGCACAACCACGGCCACAGGCACAGGUGCAGCCUCCACCAUUUGGACGAUCUAGGAUGGCAGGACAAGAACAGACAGAUUUACCGACCGGAGAUGAAAACCAAGGUUCUGGUGCAGAAAGAAGGAUGACAUAUCAAGGUGGAUACAGCAUGAUUGCCCCAGACCAGCGACGGAGGGAGCAGAUAAACCAAGUUGCUCAGAGAGAAACACAAGCAUAUCAGGAACAUAAACAACAGAACACCCCUGGCUCUUUCAACUAUGUAGGAACCGCAGGUGGAGGGCAGUUGACACAAGCAGAGGCAAGAAGAAAACUGAUUCAGGAAAGUCCUUCUAAAACACAAAAGCUGCUGAAGAAAGAGGAGAAAAAAUCCUAUUUCAAACAGAAGGAAGAAGAAGAAAUACAGAAGAAGAAAGAAGAACAGAGAAGAAAGGCAGAACAAAAUGAGAAGAGAAAGAAAGAGGAAGCGAAAGCUGCUGAACACAGAUGGGACAACCAGAGAAAAGUGGCAAAUGAAGCCUUCCUAAGGAGAUUUGAGAACAAAAGUAAAAGACUUGCGGGAGCCAAACCGUCUUCAAGUACUCAGCCAACACCUAAUACAUCUUCAUCAGAGUCGUAUGAGAGAUUGCAGCCAGAAGGUGCAGUGGGAAGUUCAUUUCCAGUUGCCAUGGACACUCAUCACUAUUCAGACACAGAUGAAGAACUUAGUUCAAUGGAAACACAAAGAGUCAGUCAGCUAGCUGCCAUUUUUCCACAGUAUCCUGAAACAGAACUUUUGGAAAUACUAAAACAGGUUGAUUUCUCAUUAGAUUCAGCUGUAGCCAUUCUACAGGACUGAUAUAAAGGGAUUGUUUUUACUGUGAUAUCAACUUCAAUGAAUGUUGACUAGUGAAGGUUAAUUUGUCAACAUCAGUUUAAAUUAUAUUUGAACAGUUGUUUUCAAUAAUAUUGUCUUCUGCGUUAGUGACCAUGCUGAAUGUAAUAUUGUUUUUCAAAGUAUUUGAUAGAUUUGACGUAGAGAUGAGAUAUGGCAAAAUUCCUUAUUGACAAAACUUCUGUAUAGAUGAAAUAUCGGAAAAAAAUUGACAAAACUACUAAAGCUGAUUUUUACUAUGACAUUUUAUUACUAAGAUUUCUCUAAAAAGUUGCAAGAAAAUUCUACAUUUUAUGAAUUUUUCAUACCAGUAUAAAUCAGCCCAAAAUCUUUCACCUACUGUGUAACAUUUUGUAUUAUACCAGUCUGUCUUAGCAUUGGAAUAUGCCAAAAUUUCUUGCAUGAUUUACAUUGAAAUUAUGUAUUUUCUGAAUUUUUCAUAGCAUUACAUUUAAUAUUAGUCAAAUAUGGGUAUAAGAUCAUUCUUGGUAAAGUCAAAACAUUGUCUUAAUUUGCAUGUGUUCUUUAGUCACUGUUAACAUACACAGCACAAUGUUUAAGUUUUAAAUGUAACUUUUAGUCUUUUAAAGCAUGGUGGUUUCUGUUCAUAGAUGAUAUUUAGCACAGAUUUGACUUUAGGUCAAAAUCAUAUGUGAGAUACUGAAAUAGUUUAUAUUUCAUGAACUUUUCAUAACAUUCUCAUAACAUUCUAAAUAAGGCAUAAUUUCUCAUGUGAUUUAGUAAUGAUUUUGAUUACUUUAUGAACUUUAUUGAAUUGAAUACUUUUAUUUGGUAUGCAGACUUGAAGGUUCAAAAACAAAAGAAACAGUUAAUUCCAAAAUUAUAGAUAAUUUUGAGGCAUGGGGGUAUUGAAACUUACCAUUGAAAGAGCACUAUUUUAAGUUUAGGAAUAUAUUUUGAAAGACUUUUUCUCAUAAACAGCUUUUUCUUUUAACGUAAAAUGUAUCAAGAAUUGAAAUUUUAAAAAAAUGACAAUAUUUCUGGCAAAUUUUGCGAAAGAAAAACACUAUCUCUUGACUUGCAGUUGGCCUUAAAGCUUCUGAACAAUCCAUGAAAACUACCAUAUCAUCAGAUAAGAAAGACAGGUUGCCACUGUAUACAUUGUAUACCAUAUUUCAAAAUGUCUUUAAGGAAAUCUGUAGACAAAGUUAAAAUACUUUGGCUGCAUUUAAUUGAUAUCCUGUACCUUGACACAGUUGUUGAGAUCAUAUUUUCAAGGUAAAGGCCUUGUAGCUUAUAUGUCUGGUUUUCAUGUCUGGGUCAUUUCUAUCAUAUUUUAAGGAUGCAUUUUUUUCAUAC